GUGAACAUUUGGUUGUGAUUAUUGAAAAAGAAAGUUGGAUUGAAAAUCAAAAGUAUUAGUUAUUUUUUGGGUUUAUGGAAUUAUUGCCUGUUUUGCACAAGCAGUACAUCAUCAUCCAUAAUCAUGAUGAAAUUUAAAUCACUUUUCCGAAGAGGACAACAAAAUCAUUCCUCUCAUCAGAAACAUAGACAAAGACCAAUCCAACAGCAGCAACAACAUCAGUCACAGCAGCAGCAACAUCAAUCACAGCAACAACAACCACAACAGCAUCAACACCACCACCAACAGCAGCAGCAAUCUCAUUUACAGCAAAAUCAACAUACAAAUCAACAACAACAUCCACAACAGCAAGCGCAACAACAAACCCAUCAUCAGUAUCCAUUACAUCAGCAUCAACAAGUUGCUUCUGUUCAAAGUCAAGGAUCUCACCAGCCUCCUGUAUCUGAAAUGAAACCUAGACGAUCAAAUAAUGAUUGGCUAUCCUCUUCAUCCAGUUCUUUAACUUAUCGUGAUAGUAGAAGCUUAGGACCUCAAUCUUACAUGACAAAUUCUAAGCAUCAAGGAAAUAAUCAAAUUGCAAACUCAUCUGCAGGUACCCCUGCAACUUCAACGUCAAAGCUUUCAACUGGUUCAAGAAUUUCAACUUCACCUGCAGAUUUAAUUCAUCGUCUGCAAGAGUUAGAGCAAGAAAAUGAGAUGUUGAGAAUUGAGCGAAGCAGAAUUGAAAAUAGUUAUAGAGAAAGCAGACGCUUUGAGGAGCAAUAUAAUGAGCUUACUACCCUUAAGGAGCAGCAUUCAUUAGAACUGGAGCGUCUUGCCAAAGAAAAUGAAGCCUUACGAAGUAGACUCCGUGAUGUUGUACACUCUCCCUUGUCAGAUUCAGAAAAACAGCAGCUUUUAGAUGCAUCACGAUUGCACAAUUCAGCACCAGCUUCCAUUGCUGUAAUGCAAGAGGACAGUUGUGUUGGCAUUAAUAACAUGAGCCAUGAAAAUGCCAGAAGUACCACACCGGAGUGGGAUAAGCGAUCAACCAGUUCUGAAGUAUCUGUAGCUUGUUUACAGGACAGAAUACUACAAAUGGAAGAAACUCAUUAUUCCACGAAUGAAGAACUACAAGCGACAAUUCAAGAACUAAGUGAUUUACAGGCUCAAUUAAAUGAACUUCAAGCAGACAAUUAUAGGCUGUCAGAAGAGAAAGGUGUUCUGUUGGAAUCACUUUGUAGACAAACAGAGAAAUUGGAAGAUUCAAGAUCAAAAGUUUAUACUUUAGAAGGAUUACUGUUGAGAGAUGAACCAUCUCAAGAUACUGUAAAGGGUUACAACACAGAGAGAGAACAAAAACUUGUAGACUUAUUAAAGAGUGCUCAAGAAGAACGUGAGAGCCUUAUGUGUAAACAAGAAGAGCUUACUGCGGAAUUGAAAGCUCUUCACAGCACAUCUGAAGCUAGUAAUAAUGAAGUAGAAAGAUUGUCAAAACGUGUACACUUGCUUGAAACAUCUAUUGAUGCUUCAAAUGUUGAAAGAAAGCUUUUAGAUCUUGAAUUAGCUGAAUCCAAGCAAGAAUCAGCUAAUCGUAAUAUUGAAAUCAACAGACUGGCCACUUUACUAGAAAAUGCAAGAGCUAAAAUUGCAGAAUUCGAGCAAAAACGUCAGUUAGAAAAUCGUAGUGAGGCAGAUGAAAUGUUAGAUGCAGCUCGAAGAGAAAAAGAUACUCUAGAAACUAGAGCAGCAGUAUUGCAAGAACAAUUAGAGAAGUCUCAUUGUGAUCAUGAUCGCAUGAGAGAACAAUAUUCACAAUUGCAAGAUGAAUUUAAGGUUUGUGAAUCUUGUAAUUUGAAAAAUGUAGGUGUUGCUCGCUUCAAUGCAAAGAGUGCCAUUGAAGACCUAGAAUUUCGAAUCAAAAAAAUGAAAGACGAACGCAUGACAGUGAAUGCAGAACUCCAAUUGGUUCGUGACUCUCUCUCUGAGCUUCAAUCGCAAUGUCAACGACAUUUGGAGGACAAACGUGAAAUGAAAACAGUAUUAAGUGAACUUCAACGACGAGAGCGCGAAAAUUUGAGUCGGCUGGCUGAAUUAGAACGAGUUUUAGCAGAGGAGCGAAAAAACAGACGAGAAGAAACGACUGAAUGGCAACAAUUUCAAACUGAUCUUCUCAUGACUGUGAGAGUUGCAAACGAUUUUAAAACAGAAGCACAGAGUGAAUUGGAACGAGUGGUCAUGGAAAAUCAAGCUUUAAGAGAAAAACUUAGAGUUCUUGAAACACAGCUGGAUAAGCUUAAUAACACGAAAAGGGACGACCAAAUUCAAGGAAACGCUAUGUUGAAACGCGGGCGUACAAUAAUUAAAAAACCAUUCGAUUUGAAAAAACAAUCAGUUAAAAGUGAACAAAGUAAAAAUAAUUCAAAGACUUCAAAAACAAAAGACACUUCAAAACAUCACAGUUUAGCAAAAAAGGAAAACAGCAUUUGGUUUGACUCGGAUAAACCUCCAAUGUCUAGUUUGAAUAUUGUCAAAGAUUCAACUGAAGUGCUUACCUUUGAUAAUUCAAAUGAAAUUUCUGAUUCUUCAAAUUGUAACAAAACAUUUGAUAUAGAAUCUGAUCUUAGUCCUACACCAAAGAUUAUUGAUUCAAUUCCUAAAAUUCACUGCAGCUCAAUUCAAAAUAAACCCAACUUGUCAUGUGUACAAUUGCGUGAAUCCAGUGAAACUUUAAAUAACUUAAAAGUGCAAUUACCCAAAGACAUCACUAUACCAAAGAGCAUCGAAUCCCCCCCAAAAUUGAUCAAUGGGCUAAGUAGUUAUUUGAAUGAAACAGUGAAUGAAAAUGUUAAGUUAGAUAUUGAUAAAGAAAUUCAUAAAAAUAAUAAAGAUCGUAACGAAUCUGAUACUAAAAACGAUGUCACCCAAAUCAAUUUAUUGGAGAAAACUUCAAUUAAUAAAAAUGUUAACGAAAGUGUACAUAGCAUGAAUGUUUCGAAUGGCCGACUUUUUGUGCCAAACAAUUGUGUUUAUUCAAAUUAUGUAAAUUCAAUGGAUAAUCGGAUCAUCGAAACGGAUGUUCAGACACCUGAAGCAUUAACAGAAAACUCGGAGGAGACCAAAAAUUUACUUAAUACGACCGAACCCGAGGAAAAAAUAUUGGAUUACGAUACAUCAUCGAGCUAUAAAACCAAUCUAAACUCGAAUUUUAGUAAAAGUUUGGAACAGCUAUCGGAACGACAAAUAUUUAAUGAAAAUCUGCACUCAGAUGAUAAUUCAUUUGAUUGUGUUGAUUUCAACGACAUAAGCCUUCGAAGAAAGGAUCUACAUGAAAGAAGUAAUUUAACCGAUGAUUCUUUGGCAAAUAUUUCUGAAAAAACUUCGAGGGAAGCCAAAUCAGAGAUACUUUUGAAAAAUAAAAUUUCAGACAUAAAAAGACCCCUAACAGAAGAUUUACAAGUUUCAAGAUCAAACUUCUUGAGAAAUUCAAUGCAUGAAUCGCAACCCACAAAUUUUGCAUUUAAAAGGGAUUUGUUCCUACGCAAUUCUUUGGAGCUCGUGCCAGGCUCAGGCAGUACCAGUCGUUUUCCACCUGGACCAAAGCUGGUGUCCAUGCUGCGUCAGAAAUUUGAAGAUCUUCCUACCCUAAGGCUCAAAGACGAGAAUAGCAGCAUUAAUUCUAGUCGCAGUCCGUCGGUAGCGCGUCGUCGAUAUGCUGGAAAUUUUGAGGAUGUCUUCAAGCUGGCUAAGCCUGUACCGCUGCCACGAAGAUUGCUCGGCAAUCCUCAAAAAAAUAAUACACAGACUACGAAAAUUAUUACAACACCAACGGAGACACAACAAUCAGUUAUUACGAGUGUUCAGAACGAAAUGGCAGCACGACGGAAAGCGAAUAUCAGUCGUCAGGACUCGAGAUUGUCAGUAAAAUGCCUCAUUGAAAGUAUAGAAAAUGCGACAAAACAGGCCAAAGCGGGACCAGGAAGUCGUAGCAGCUCAACAUCAUCUCUAAAUUCUAUUGGCACCAAUGACGUUACAUCUAUUAAAACUCCGCUCAGGGAUCAACAAAUAAAUAAUCUUAUUUGUACCAGCAACACAUCUAAUAAUAAUAAUAAAUCUCAAAUUAACAACGCAAAGAAAUCAUUGCUAGAAUCUAAAUCAGCAGUAUCUAGCGUAUUUAACUCAGGUCAAAUAUUGGAAACAUCCUCACUUAAUUCUAAAACCAUUGAUUUUGUACGAAGAAACAGCGCCUCUGACAUAUCUGAUCGUAAAGAUCCUCUUUGCGGACUUGUAAAAAACGGUGGUUCCCGGCGAAACGCUUUGUUGAAGUGGUGUCAAAAUAAAACUGUUGGCUAUCGAAAUAUAGAUAUAACUAAUUUCAGUAGCUCUUGGAAUGAUGGACUAGCUUUGUGUGCUAUCAUGCAUACUUAUUUACCAGAUAAGGUACCCUACGACUCCUUAACACCUGCGGACAAGAGGCGAAACUUUAUGCUAGCUUUUUCUGCAGCUGAGAGCGUUGGUAUACCUACAACUCUUAACAUAAGCGACAUGUGCCAGCUCGAACGGCCAGAUUGGCAACAAGUAAUGACUUACGUUACAAGUAUCUACAAGCACUUCGAGACCUGAUUUUAUUCAAAAUAUUCGUUGUUACUAAUAAUGGACUUGAAUCGAGAAGAGUUCUUCAGCAAAAGAAUUAGUCUCUCUGUCAUCCUAACUUUGUUUCGACGCAUAAAAAUGGCAACGAGGUGAAACAACCGUCAUCUAGUCAAUCAAACACACUCUCACAAUAACUAUUAGAAGUUGAAGUUCAAUUUAACUUUUAAUAUAAAGAUUUUUCACAGCUUCGUGAAAAAUCCAAUAAAAGUUGAGAAUAUAUAGCGCGAAGUAGAUGAUCAUUUAAAUAUAGACACACGAGGCUUGUGCAAUGCACGAAAAAUAUCAUUUGUAAAGCCUUUUAUUUUCAUAAACUUUUCCAUUAGCUUGAAUGUUUCUCCGAUAUUGUGUUUAAACAAAGAUUAAAAUGUGAAAAUGUAAAGACGGGGCGACGUCUGAUUCCUUCUGUUGACAUUAUGAGACUGAAAAAAAUUUAAUACAGUAUAUGUUUUUAUAAAUGUGUUUAAGUGUUGUGAAAAUAAUAUGGUGAAAGUAAUUAAAGUUGCGUGACCGUUCAUAAUAUAAUAAUACGUAAGAAAGAUUGAAUAUACUUUACGAGUCAUCGUACAGAUAUAUAAUUGUGCGACACAUAAUUGAAGUAAGAAUAUGAUUUAAUGGAGUGUGUUGUAUGUUAGUAUAAAAUAUAAGUAUUUUUUUACGUGUACUAUUGUGUAUUUAUUGAUAUAAUAUAAUUAAUUUUUGUGUAAGUGUUUUUUCCAUGCUGUAUUUAUAUGCGCUAUAAUUCUAUACCUUACAAAGAAUUACUAUUUUUGUGUAAAAUGAGUGGAUGUUUGUAUCCACUGCAUGGAAAUGCUAAAAAUCCUAAUUUGAAAUAUCUAUUGCAUAAAAUAUCCUACAUUGGAAUUUAAAGAUUUUUUAAGCUUAGUCCUCUGUGAUAUAGCAAAGAUAAUCCAAGGAGCAGACGCACUCAUGUAUCAGAUUAAGCAAUUCAUAUAGUUAUCUGUGUUUAAAACUUUUUUUGGUAGCUGCUUCGCCCUGGUGGCGUGAUAAAUACGCGUGGUAAAAUUUUAACGCUUCUUAAACUCAUUAUUAUUUCUGUUAUGAAAUAAUUUUGCAACCGAGUAUCAAAAAAAAAAAAAACAUCGUGCUUAAUGUAGAGAUUUUUAGAUGAAUAUUUUUCUUUGUACAGAGAACUAAGUACUGCUUUAAUGUAACAAAAGCUAAAUAAGAAAAAAUGAGAUGUUUAUAUCUUUUAAUAAACGAAGUCGAUCAAUGAAAAUUAUUUAUUUGUACAAUCUUUAAGUUAGUAAAAUCAUUUUUCGUUCAAAGUA
Trichogramma pretiosum is the source of this 5921-nucleotide messenger RNA. Its product is annotated as cytospin-A. Gene Ontology annotation, cellular component: filamentous actin; microtubule organizing center. The record is from RefSeq and is a predicted model, not a curated record. Gene Ontology annotation, biological process: actin cytoskeleton organization. The transcript is spliced from 12 exons. Lineage: Eukaryota; Metazoa; Arthropoda; Insecta; Hymenoptera; Trichogrammatidae. The coding region runs from base 124 to 4602 and encodes 1492 amino acids. Gene Ontology annotation, molecular function: protein binding.